GUCAGUGCUGCGGGUUCAGCUUCCCCUUCGCCGCUUUUAGUCUCUCCUCUGUUCUGCUGAAGAAUCAUUUUCUCAGUAAAUCUGUCACUGAAGCCGGAAUGAGUGUCUGCAGCUCCACAUUCAGCGGAUCAGAGGAUAUGGAUGAGUUGGAGUCGGUUAGUUGGUACCAUUAUGAUUUGUCUCGUCAUGCAGCUGAAGCCCUUCUCUUGUCAAAUGGGAUAGAUGGGAGUUUUCUGCUCAGAAACAGCAACAAGGGACCUGAAUGUUUUGCCCUCUCUGUCAGGGCAAAGGACUCCGUAAAGCACUUCCACGUGCAGCGGCAGAAUGGGAGGUAUUCUUUUGGAUUCAAUGAGUUUCCAUCACUUCAAGACUUCACCAGUCACCUGGCCAAUCAGCCACUGCUGGGCAGUGAGACAGGGAACCUGAUUGUCCUGCGGUACCCAUACCCCCGUCAGGUGGAGGAGCCAUCCAUUUACGAGUCUGUGUGUGUGCACACAGCUAUACAGUCAGGACGCAGUGAAAGUGACUUGGUCCCCAGUGCUCCAUCGCUCGGCACAAAAGAAGGCUAUCUGGUGAAACAAGGAGGCAUCAUAAAGAACUGGAAACAACGAUGGUUCACACUGAACAGAAAUGAGCUGAAGUACUUCAAAGACAGAAUGUUUCCGGAACCUAUUCGGACCCUGGAUCUGAGGGCAUGCUCGGCCGUUCAGUUCGAUUACAGCCAGGACAGGGUUAACUGCUUCUGCCUAGUGUUCCCUGAGAGGACGUUUUAUUUGUGCGCAAAAUCAGGUGUGGAGGCUGAUGAGUGGAUAAAGAUACUACGCUGGAAAUUGUCACAGAUAAGAAAAGGAAGAUGAUGGCCAGAAUGUGGAAAAGAUUAGAAAAAAAGGAACUACUGGGAGUGUGUGCUGAGAGCUGUUAGAAAUGAUCUAAUAGGAGGAACUUAGUCAGAGUUCGGUAGCUGCUAUAGGUUUGUAUUUGCUCCUGAGGCCACUGCAACCUGUUGUGAAGGCAUCAUUGAGUUGUGUGAAGAAUGUGUCUGUCUCAGAUGUGACUUUGUAAGUCCUGACCUUCUGUUACACACACUACAUAUGGAGAUGCUGCAUUACAGCGAUCAGAUGAAAGAAGAGAAUUUAGUCUAAUGGCAUUUACAAACUGAAGUCAUUAAUUAAGCUUUCCUCUGUGGAACCAAGAAGUGUACAGAUGCAUCAGUGCAUUGCAAGGUAUUGAAAAAAUACUAAAACUCAGGAAUUUAACUUGGUACUAAGUAAGAAAUGUUAAGGCGCCUACACUGUUGGCUUCUACCUCAGUAAAUGGUUGGUAGCAGGUCUUAAAAAAUGAUCAGUGUUUCAACUACAAGUUUUGGUUUUUAUUUUGGUCCCCUUCAAAAGUAUUGGAAUGACAAGACUAAUUCUUUUGUUUUUCUAUACAUUUGGCUUUUUUAAAUGUAAAAAUGUUAGCUUUUAUUUCCUGGCAUGCACAUCUAAAUUUGUUAAAUAGCUUAGCACAUAGAACCUUUUGUUUCUUAUUGCUCAGAGGUGCCCUGUUAGAUUGAGUUUUUAAACAAUUAAUAGCUCUGAAUGUCUACUCUUGGUUUGAACCCUGGGGUUUGCCUGUGAAUACUCCAUUUGUGGUUUAAUAGGAUAAACCAACAUCAAGCUGUCUAUAGGAGAAAAGCAAGCACUGACAAACAUUGUGAGAGCUGUGAAGAAAAGAAACCCACAACAAGAAGUCUACUUAAGUGAAGGAAAGCGUCCAAGACAACAAAAGUGGAAAAAGUGGAAGGUUUUAGACAUUGCCAUAUCAGUCACCAUACCUUAACCUAACUUAAGCUUAACUUAAUUUCACCUCCUGAAAAGGAGACUGAAGGGUGAAACCCAACAGAACAACAAUUGAAAGAAGCCAUACAAACCUGGAAAAGCAUCACAGAUGUAAGAUAUAUACAACCAAAUAUUAAAUGUUAUUUACAUCAAGACUUCAUAUUCAGCAUUUGAUCUCAAGCCAAAUGUCUUCAGUGUCUUGCAAAAACAAAAGAAUUGGCCUUGCAGUUCCAAUGCUUUCAGAGGGGAGUGUACGCUGCAUCAACACUGAACAUCAGACAUAUAGACAGAUAUUUAACACCAUAAAACUACAGCUGGGAUUUCAGCCAACAGUGACUUUCAACUUGUAUUCUUUACUUGCAUUUGAACAAACCAAGAUGAUGUCAUUAACCCAUAAUAUCUGCUGAAAUGUUAAACAUGGUGGUGGACCUAUAAUGACAAGGGCAGCUAUAAGUCAUGAUAUGAGUCAUUAGUUAAGUCACAUAAUUGCUUUGUGAAGGAACAUGAGGCCAUUUUACCGGACCAGAUGCACCAAACCCUGUUCUUCCCUAUAUUUGUUGCUAAAUUUGUUUAGUUGCUUUGACACAAGGACAUGGUUUUACAUGGUCUCUUUAUAGAAUAUUCUAGAGAAGAGUGUGUGAAAAAGAUUAACAUCUACUUUAUUCAUGAGGCAACAGUUAACAUGUAAAUUGUGCAAUAAGAGCCUUCUACAAAUUGUGAGCCUGCUACAUUUAUGGCAUUUUGCAGACGUCCAUAUCCACAGCCACUUACAUUUAUCUCAUUUAUACCACUGACCAUCUGAGGGUUAAGGGCUUUGCUCAAAGUCUUAGCAGUAGCAGCUUGGUCCUGGCAUUUAAACUCACUAGUCCAAAGCUUUGACCACUGAUCUAGCACUUCCACUUCUGCUCCUUAUUAAUAUUAUAGUGUUAUCCACCAUCGAGUGUGUCAGUUGGCAUAAUUUU
Molecule: messenger RNA, 2782 nt
Organism: Hemibagrus wyckioides
Lineage: Eukaryota; Metazoa; Chordata; Actinopteri; Siluriformes; Bagridae
Gene: dapp1
Product: dual adaptor of phosphotyrosine and 3-phosphoinositides
Exons: 9
Coding region: 99-857 (252 amino acids)
Source: RefSeq, a predicted model, not a curated record